This is a messenger RNA of Ambispora leptoticha, 1332 nucleotides long. The record is from the annotation of a GenBank genome assembly. NCBI's taxonomy places the organism in Eukaryota, Fungi, Glomeromycota, Glomeromycetes, Archaeosporales, Ambisporaceae.
AUGGAAACCACAAAAGAGAACCUGCCUGAAGCCGCUGCUGAUGUUUCUUCGACUCUUAUUUCUCAAGAAGACACACCUUUUCCUCCACAAAAACUUGACUUGGAAUUUCCGAAUCAAACAGAAUAUCUUUCGCAUAUAGGCGUAGAUAUAGGAGGUUCUCUGGCAAAAUUAGUAUUUUUCUCGGUGAAUUCGAAUUCUUCGUCAAGUAAAGUAGAAAAGGAAGAGAAAGAAGAGAAAGGAGAAAAAGAAGAAAAAGAAGAGAAAAGAGAAAAAGAAGAGAAAGAAAAGAAAGGGGGAAACUUAAAUUUUGUGAAGUUUAGUACAGAUAACAUUGAUGAAUGCAUUGAAUUUAUCAGGAAGCUUGUUGCGGAGAGAAGAUCUCGUAAUUGUAAUAAUGACAAGAGCCAUGAUGAUAAUCAAAAUGAGAAAAGUUACAAAAUAUUGGUGAAUGCAACAGGUGGCGGCGCGCAUAAAUACCAUGAGAAGUUUAUAAAUAAUUUGGAGGGAAUUAAGUUUGAGAAGAAGGAUGAAAUGGAUUGUCUAACUUCUGGAUUGAAUUUUCUAAUUACUCGUAUUCCAAAUGAAGUCUUCACUUAUAACGGUGGUCAAAGUCCAAUGAUAUGUUAUGAACUAAAACCAGAUAUAAUCUAUCCUUAUAUGGAAGCUUGUGAAUAUUGGAACAGGCGUAAGGUUGUUAUUAUUAUUAUCGUUGUUAUAAGAUAUAAAAAAUUGCAGUCAGAGAUCAUUAGAAAAGGAAUCAUCUAUUUUCUUAACAGUAUAUUAAAAGUUACUGGACCAAAUCAAUUUGAAAGAAUAUCAGGCUCUUCAGUGGGAGGAGGCACUUACUGGGGCUUAGCAUCUCUGUUAACUGGGGCCAAGUCUUUUGAAGAGAUGCUAGAAUUGAGUAAAAGUGGAGAUAAUACUAAAGUGGAUCUAACCGUCGGUGAUAUCUAUGGCGGGGAUUACACAAAACGAUCACUAAAAUCUUCCGUCAUUGCUUCGUCGAUGGCCAAACCUUUCAGGAAAAAUGAGCAUCAAGAGUUGAAUUUGAGUAAUAUACGCAAAGAGGAUAUUUCUCAAUCUUUAUUAUUAAUGAUUAGUAACAAUAUAGGACAAAUUGCAUAUCUGAAUGCACAAGUCCACGGAUUAAAUCGACUCUAUUUUGGGGGAGGAUACAUUCAAAGAAGCCUAAUCACUAUGAAUACGCUAUCAAAUGCCAUAAAGUUUUGGUCUCAGGGAACCAUGAAAGCAUUUUUUCUUCGACACGAUGGAUAUUUGGGUGCUGUAGGUGCAUUUGUUGAUGGUAGCGAUAAUCUUGAAGGACUUUAUUAG